Molecule: messenger RNA, 1420 nt
Organism: Carya illinoinensis
Lineage: Eukaryota; Viridiplantae; Streptophyta; Magnoliopsida; Fagales; Juglandaceae
Exons: 2
Coding region: 944-1342 (132 amino acids)
Molecular function (GO): zinc ion binding
Source: RefSeq, a predicted model, not a curated record
AUGCUAUAGUGUAGUGUUUUGAUGUUUACAGAAAUUACCAUUUUUAGAUUUAUGGCAUAUGAUGAUUACAUACAAUGUAUUUUUAUGUCAAAACAAGUGUUAGAACCGAGACAUUGGUAUACUCUGAUUGUUUGAUUAAGUUGUCCUGUUAGCUUUAGAAACAUGAGUCAUGGUUUAAUUUUUUUAAUUCAAACUUUGUUCAUAAAGUUUAAAUGUUUGCUUUGAGUCAUGUUUAUUGGAAGUAUGUUGGAUAAUUUUACAGCUUGAUGAUGAUGUUGUGGUAAUGGGGUACACGGUUUGAUUUUAAUGUUUGGCAUGCAUUGGAGGUUUGCUUUGACUCAAUGCUAUAGUGUAGUGUUUUGAUGUUUACAGAAAUUACCAUUUUUAGAUUUAUGGCAUAUGAUGAUUACAUACAAUGUAUUUUUAUGUCAAAACAAGUGUUAGAACCGAGACAUUGGUAUACUCUGAUUGUUUGAUUAAGUUGUCCUGUUAGCUUUAGAAACAUGAGUCAUGGUUUAAUUUUUUUAAUUCAAACUUUGUUCAUAAAGUUUAAAUGUUUGCUUUGAGUCAUGUUUAUUGGAAGUAUGUUGGAUAAUUUUACAGCUUGAUGAUAAUGUUGUGGUAAUGGGGUACACGGUUUGAUUUUAAUGUUUGGCAUGCAUUGGAGGUUUGCUUUGACUCAAUGCUAUAGUGUAGUGUUUUGAUGUUUACAGAAAUUACCAUUUUUAGAUUUAUGGCAUAUGAUGAUUACAUACAAUGUAUUUUUAUGUCAAAACAAGUGUUAGAACCGAGACAUCACAAGACUCCUUUGAGGGAAUUCAAUAGAAUGAAUUAGCACUUGUUUUUCCCUACCAUAUUUAGAACCUGUUUCAGUUUUGUUCAUAUCCAGUUAUUAGAUUUGGGAACUGCUUACUUGCACAUUUGUGUAUGCAUUUUCGUCCAGAUGUCAUCAUCAUCAUCAUCAAUGACUUCUGCAUCCUUUGCUAAACCUACAAAGGAGGGUCCAGAAUUUUGCUUCUGUGAGCUUGAAGCGGUAGUGCGAUACUCAAAAACUGAGCGAAAUCCAGGACGACCCUUCUUAGGUUGUCCAAAGUAUAACACAAAGGGCUUACCAUGUUGCAAAUUUUUCAAGUGGGCAGAUAGUAAUGACGAUUGCGAACACCACUGCCAACAUCAAUUUCGAGAAAUAUACGCAGAACUUUUAAAGAAGGAGAAAGAACUCGAGAAGAAGGAGAAAGAGCUUGAGUUGAGAGAGAUUUCCAUAAGGCGUUCACGUGCACUACUCCGGCUUUAUUGGGCUUUUGUGGUUGUUGUCUAUUGUUAUUAUGUAGUAUUUAACUGAUUAUUCCAAUGCAAGAAUAUGUAAUGUUCAGAAACUCUCGCUUAUUUUCUAUGUCUAAGUUGUAAUGUACAUCCAACA